UAUAUGCAGGAAAUGGCCGACAGUUCACCUGCGGCUUUGUUCGUGAUAUGAACCCGUACAUGAGAAUGUCUCCUGUUAUUAUUUCUCGUGAAAGUGGAAAUCGACGCUGUAGAUAUAUUUCCAUUCAUAAACAAAUUGUUAAUUUUGCCUGAUACAUAUACAAUUUAACGCAAUGGAGUAGAUCUAACUGUAAAGUGAACAGUGAAACUCCGUGUUUCAAUAGAAUAUAAUGAAAGGUAAAGGCAAAGGCAUGCAGGAAUCAAAGGGAGAUUGCUGUCCUCUACAAUUCCCAGACCUUCAGCCUGUUGACCAUACUAAAGACUGUCCAAAGCUUACUAAUGUUCUAGAGAGGAGUGAGGAGGAUGGGGUGAAUAUUGAUGAGAUGAGCAGUAUCCAGACUGACCUGGAAACACUGCUGGCGGCUGCAGGCAAGAGGCUGAAGCUAUUGGAGAGUGAGAUACAGACCCUGGUUAACUGGCAGGAUAAGAAGGAUAAGAAGCCCACACCAGGCAAACAGCAACCAGAGACUCCCACAUCUGGCAAGCGGGGAAAGGGCGGUGGCGAGGACAAGCCCAGCAAAAAGUUCAAAGACAGUAAUGGCAAAGGUUCAAGUGUUACCCCACCCCCACCGAGCAGACCCAAGAGCAAGGUCGCACAGUCCAAGAAUCAGGAAUUUGAUUUUGUGGACUCUCCAGCCGAUUUGCCCAAACUGCCAAAGAAUGAUGCUGUGAACCGCUUCUGGGUGUCGGUUGAGCCUUACUGUGCAGAGAUCUCAAAUGAGGAUUUGAAAUUACUGGAGGAAAUACUGAAGUCACAUGAGGACGAGUGUGAAUACUACAAGAUCCCCGCCCUGGGCAAACACUACGCCGAGAAGUGGGCGGAGGAGGACCUCAAGGAGGAGCAGCGAGAUGGUGCUAAGAUCAAUGACAAGAAGCGAAACUCCAACUCCAAUCACAACAACUCUGUCAUGAGUCCCACUGAAACAGCCACAUUGCUCAAGAAGGCAGAAGCAAAUAACCUGGAUGAGUCCCCGUUCGGACACCUGACCCAGCGCCUGGUGGCUGCGCUGAUUGAGGAGAACAUCAUGACCCCUAUAGAUGACUCCCUGGCGGACAUUGCAGGGGGCAAAGAGUCGGCUGAGGAGGCGCCCGCCAUCUCCCCACGCAUGCUGGCCAAACAGCUGAACAUUGUCAACCCAGCCCACUUAGAGAGGAGGAUUAAACGAGAACUAGAGGAACAAGGUUUAAUAGAGAUAGAUGACAAAGUGGAAGACAACCCAGAUGAUGAGAUACUUGCGGAGCUGCGUCGCAAGCAACAGGAACUGAAGGCAUUGAGCCAGCGAAAUGUAACUAUCACCAAAACACUGUACAAGCUUGCCAAGGAAGAGAUGGCAAGACAGGAGAUGAGAAAGAAGCUGUCAGCAGCUGAUGCAGAGGUGAUGGAAGCCUACCGAAAGAUUCAGGCAGCUAAACAGAAGAAGAAAACACCAACAAAAAAGGAAAAAGAUGGAGCACAGAAAGCUUUGAAGGAGAGGGAUGCAAUAUUGAAAGCCCUUGAAGUGUGAACAUGGACAUUGUGUUACUCAACUUUACAGCAAGGAUGAGGAAUGAUUCCUCUGCUUUCCGAUUGCAUCGCAAUGGAUCAACUUGACUGCCAUAAAUGAAUAUUACAUGAGGGAUGAUUCAGCUGCGUCAGGACUUACCCAUGGUGUUGGCGAGUUGUUUCAACAUAGUGUCUGUGACAUCAAGGAAGUACUCUGGCUGUAUAUGCCUCUCAGAGAAAGUGAUGCAUUAGCAUAACCAUGAAACCUGAUGAUGGGAAUCAGUCCUAUUACAGUGAAAAUGUGUACAUACAUUUUACCGCAGUACUUGCAGGUGCAGCUCAGUUUGGUUGGUAGAUUAUUUGUUUUCAUUACCUACCAGUCAGGUGUUUUUUUUUAGCUCAUAAGGGUGUUUGUGUGUGUACAAUGUCUUGUAUUAAUCAUGCUAUGUUCUACUGUAAGGAGUGGAUGGCUUGUAUGAGGACUAAUUGUGUUUGUAUGACUGGAAUUGUGUAAAUAAAUGGACUAUCAUACACAUGA
Messenger RNA from Haliotis rufescens (red abalone), 2080 nucleotides. Its product is annotated as transcriptional adapter 3-B-like. Gene Ontology annotation, biological process: regulation of transcription by RNA polymerase II. The transcript is spliced from 10 exons. The coding region runs from base 230 to 1564 and encodes 444 amino acids. Lineage: Eukaryota; Metazoa; Mollusca; Gastropoda; Lepetellida; Haliotidae. Gene Ontology annotation, molecular function: transcription coactivator activity. The record is from RefSeq and is a predicted model, not a curated record. Gene Ontology annotation, cellular component: SAGA complex.